AUGGGUGCGAUCCCAUCUAAGGAGAGUAAUUGUUUGUUUUCGUUUUUCAGAGGCACUUAUGAAGUUGGCCUUAUUCCUUUAACAAAACACUUCUUCGGUGAUGUUGAGGAGAUAAACGAAGGCACAACGAACGACAACGUAUCACACCUUCAGGAAACUGAAGAUUCAACAAAAUGGCCAAAAUAUCCUAUACCAGUUGACGAACGACACUCUAUGCCAUUUGUGGAUGUGAUUAAUCGAAAGCAGUUGCGAUCCCAACUAUUAAAAAUGCGCAGUGACCCAGCGGUCUUAUAUUCGAAUGCGAGGGAUACAGAUAACAUGAUACGAACCAUUAGAGCUCAUUUACAAAAUAAAAAGGGAUCUAAAAAUUUCUCUAAUGUUAAUGACGACCAGAAGGCAUUGCAUAAUGGCACCAUAUUUCAGGAAGCCGAAGUAACUUCGGUUUCCGGUUCAAACGCCAGUAGUGCCAAUAAUUGUUCACGUGAAGAUGGGCUGUCAAAGUCUGUACCAAAGUCAGAUAAUAAACGAAAACACAAAAAUGAGGGGAACUCUUCAAUAUCAAUGACUUCAAAUAAAUCCGUGGUCUCCAAAGAUGAGCUAAUCCCACCCGACAUCGAUAAUGCGGCGCUUCUAGAAAAUUACUGGAAUGUAAUGCCAGAGCCAAACUUCACGGAGGCGGAUCUUGACAACUUUCUGGAACUUGUUGAAAAAGAAUUAUACCAAACCAAUGAAGACAUGCUCACCGAUCCCCGCUACGCCAUUGGGGCUGAAGCAUCUGCCUCUUCAGAGGAGGAAAGGGUCAACCAUCACUCCACCACCACAGACAGAGACAUCACCGCAAUCCCGCGAAAGCACCAACCACGUGCUUUCAUCCCUACACCGUGCGCCUUAUGUCUCACUUACCCUUCUGUGAAGGAACGACGAGGUUGCUUUCCUUUAGAAGGCCGAAAUAUAAAUAUUAUUGGCUAUUUUGGUUGUAUGACGAAGGAAAUGCAAGUGGCUUUCAAGGUGACAAAGCGCAAUACGGAAAUAAAUGUCGAAAAGCUUGGAUCGAGCACGGGGGCAAACACGGUCUUCGCAAGCGACGAGGUUUCCGCGCGCAACUCCAUUACACCGGAGGAGACCGCGUCAGUCGAAUCGAGUGCUCACACACAGCGCUCAGAGGGAAAAAUUGAUCUCAAUUUUUAUACUUCCGUCUUGACUUCAGCCGGGGAUCGGACCUUGGAGCGGGUUCUCAUAUUAGCUCCGGUAAUGCUCCGGCAGCAAUUUCACGCCGUUCAUCGCCGUUUGCUGAUUAAUCAAAAACUGCGUGAUCGACUUCGUGCUCUUCAAACCACUAAUACUGGAGAGCCAACAGCGACUUCACAGUUGUUUGAAUCUUGCCCAUACGAAAUAUUAGGGCUUCCUACAUCCAUCUCUUUAAACGAAAGCAUUACCGCCAACACCCCACGCACACCGAAAGGCCUCAACCACAAAGUGGGUGAAGGGGGCUUUAUGGACCCUUUGAUGUUCAUGGCUUUUUCACCGCUGCCAUGCGGUGCAUUUACGCUGGGUACCUAUUGGACACAGUGCUAUGCCAAGGGGAAGGGGCACGAGCGGCCCGCCCCAACAGACGAAAAUGGACCACACCCUAUUGAUUCGGAGGAUGGUUCAAAAUGUCUUUCAUGCCCCUCUGAAAAGCUUAAAGCGUCUCUUCAAUUGAAUCAGCAAAGUGAAAAUCUCUUUUUCCGUUGCCCAAGCACAACGGGUACAGUCUAUAACGAAGUGACGGAUCCGUACACAGGAAUACCAAUUACCAAUGUUGAAGAGGAUGCUAUUUCGUGGAGCUUUAUUCGUCGCCUCGACAGCAUCUCACUUACGAUUGAAUUAUCCAGCAACAACUACCCUGCACUCAAGUCUCUCACAGAAAAUUUUGCUUUUAUGCAUACUCAAGUGGAUAUUGACCCUAAUGAAAUGACAAUGACUCUGGUUAAUCUCCCUGAAUUAGAUAAAUAUACAGGUAGCAGGAUGUCUGAGAAAGCAGAGGGUACAUCAAAGAAAAACGCUAACCACAACAGUAAGGAAGUCUCACCAUCUAAGCCGGUGACUGCAGUCCAUACGGUAAAAAUACAUCUGGAAGAAUCUACUGAUGAUAGAGCUGAAAAAUCGAAAGUAAUGGCAGAUCUCAAUACUAGAAUCACCAACACGCUUCAGACAGAUUCAGUUAGCGAUAGCUAUAGUACCCAGUACGAGGCCCUGGACGUGGCUAAAGAUAAUGCGUGUGAUACCAACAGGCUUAUGUCAGUCAUAAAUGGUGCUGUAAAACCCUCUUCAUGUAUCGUCACACCCGAUUCUGGUGUCGUAAUUCUACUUCAUUCCAGGUUCUUCCGCCAGGCUGCGCUUUGGCUGGGUUCUUUGUUUUGCCACCCCUUACGUUUUUCGAAUGGAUGCUGGACUCAAUACAAGUUUAAAAACGAGGCUAUGGAUGUACGUUGUGUUCUCCAAGAAAAGGAUAUGAUAGUUUCGAACUGGCGAAAUAGUGAAAAGGAAAAAGCGCGCACCUACCUUGGUCCUAAUACAGAGCGUUUAUUGAGGCAUGUGCGUUUAUUACAAGAAGAAACUGAGUUAACACGAUUGUUGCUCCAAAAACAAUCGAGCUCUGUUCGAGUGUUCACUACUCCAGACAAUCGCAAGUACACACUGCAUCGAGGGAAAGCUGGCACGAUGCUAAUCGCUGCUCGUGGAUUUGACCCAAAUCGUGUGAGAACCGUCAAACAAAGCGGAAAUAACACUGCCACCACUACCCUGACAACAAUAGCGAGGAAUUCUAAAAAGGAUGAUCAAAAAAUUCAAGAACUCAGCCAUCCACAACAAAAACGGGUGGAAAACAUCAAAGAUAUGAAUAGAAAUGAGCCCUCCGCCUACCCCCAGCAGUGCACAACUCAGAUUAACAGUGAUAACCUGUUACCUGAUUUUUUCCCAGCGAUAAAGUCUCACAAGGAGUCUUCUCCCCAAUGUUCACCAAAACUGCAUCAACUACACUUCUCAUCUAGCGGCCCACAAAUUGAAAGUAGCAAGCCACCACCUCCAAUGUACCAAUUACCACAGGCUCCCUCAUCAUCCUUUCCAAUCAAAGGCGACAACAGCACACUAGUACACCCCUCAGCCGCUUGGGUUGAUAUUUUGCCGUACUCCUACAGCGCCUCACAAGUUUUUCUACCCUUACCUUCCGACUCCAGCAUCGGCUGCAUUAAUCCAAUGGACCUUGUGAUGUCAAUCCCUUUGCAAUAUGGGCUUUCUCAAGAACAACCACAGUUUUUAGUAGAGGAACCUGUAGGUCUCGCAGGAAAUCACAUGGAGCCUCAAAGCAAUUACCUUGAGAUAAAGAAUUCUGACACAAAUCUAGCCUUUCCACAUACUUUGAAUUCUUCUGUGGAGCUCAACCCGUUCAACAAGAAACCAUGUGGAAUUGCAAGGAAUAUCCUCUAUAUGGACCAAAUGGAAGGAGCUACAGGUGUUGUAGCAAAUACAUAUGAGCGAGAUAACAGCUCUAUUGAGAGUGCUUUCAUUGUACCCGGCAAUGAGGUAAUUAUGAAUUCACACCAGACGUGGAACCAUCAAGAUGGUAUGAGUAAAAAUGUGGAAGACAAGGACCUAUCCCUUUUAACCGACCCUUUUUCAAUGGGUAUAUGGCCUCAGGGCGUUGGUACUAAAAAUCCAAACACUGUAAACCAUUCAAACAAUCUGGGUACAAUAGGUACUGCAAAUGAUGUAUCAGAGAAUUGUAAUUUACAUUUUCCCAGUAACGCUAUCCUUAACACUUCAGCACCGGUACCGAUUCAUUUUGAUGACAGCACUAUGAGCUUGACAAAAAGUGCUUUUGAACUUGUACUACAAGGCUCUCACCUCAAUACUGACGUCGAUGAUAGUACAGUUGGGAUACCCCUAACAAAUUCGUCAUCUCAGAUUUAUAUAGUUUCACCCACUCAUCUACAACAAUUUACAGUGGAGAACCCAGCUCAAAUGCCCCAUAAUCUCUCUUUUAACGCUCAAAAUCCACAUUUAACACCUGCUUAUGUGAGUGAUAUGAAUCGUUCAGCGAAAUUUUGUCCUCCAACGGUUAACCUUUGCCCUGUUUCGUCGAUGCCAGGGAAAGUUCCCAGCUACGCCUCUUUGGGUCGAAUGCCUUUUCUUACCGACACAUCCGCUAUAUCUCAUGGUAGCACGAUCAUUGGUUCUGAAGGGCCUCCUUUUUAUGAAGUCCCGACGGAGGUGUGCAAUGAUUGCAAUGAUACUUGUGGUGCCGCCUCAACUCCAUUCUUUCUUUUUUCUCCAAAUUAUCAAUGUAAUCCUGAUGAUUAUCGCCAAAAAGACUACCGCUUUCGAUGA
Molecule: messenger RNA, 4368 nt
Organism: Phytomonas sp. Hart1
Lineage: Eukaryota; Euglenozoa; Kinetoplastea; Trypanosomatida; Trypanosomatidae
Source: the annotation of a GenBank genome assembly